AUGGCUUCGGCGAGCAGUAUUGCUGCAGCCAUUGCUAGCAAAACCAAGACCAAAAAGAAGCACUUCGUUGCCCAGAAAGUGAAGCUCUUCCGUGCCAGCGAUCCACAACUCAGCGUGGUUAUGUGGGGUGUCAAUCAUUCGAUAAAUGAGUUGAGCCACGUUCAGAUUCCCAUCAUGCUCAUGCCUGAUGACUUCAAGGCCUAUUCUAAAAUUAAAGUGGACAACCACCUAUUCAAUAAAGAAAACAUGCCUAGCCAUUUCAAGUUCAAGGAGUACUGCCCCCUGGUGUUCCGAAACCUCAGGGAGAGGUUUGGCAUCGACGAUCAGGAUUUCUUGAACUCCCUGACUCGUAGUGCUCCGUUGAACAGUGAAGCCCAAGGACGAAGCGGUGCCCGUUUCCAUACCUCAUAUGACAAGCGCUAUGUCAUCAAGACCAUCAGCAGUGAAGAUGUGGCGGAAAUGCACAACAUUCUAAAGAAGUACCAUCAGUUUAUCGUGGAGUGCCACGGCAACACGCUGCUGCCUCAGUUCUUGGGGAUGUACCGGCUCACCGUGGACGGGGACGCAACUUAUAUGAUUGUGACACGCAAUGUCUUCUCCCACCGCCUUUCGGUCUUCAAAAAAUAUGAUCUGAAGGGUUCCACUGUGGCACGCGAGGCCAGCGACAAGGAAAAGCAGCCGCCCCCACCAGAGGAUGUGCCCCAGCGGCCCAAAUCUGGUAACGUUCAGCAAAGGCUGCAAACACUGCGGAUCGCUACGCGCUUUUACUGCGCCAUGAAACACGUAAGAGAUGCUAAGGAGCUUCCCACCUACAAGGACAACGACUUCAUCAACGAUGCCCAAAAGAUCUGCAUUAACGAGGAGAAUAAGAAAAUGUUCUUGGAGAAGCUUCGGAAAGAUGUGGAGUUGCUGGCACAGCUGAAGCUCAUGGACUACAGCCUGCUGGUGGGGAUCCACGAUGUGGAACGAGCAGAGCAGGAAGAGGUGGAGAGCGAGGACAACGAGGCCGAGGAAGAGGGGGCUGAGAGUGACGGUGGGGUCAUCGGGACCCCUCCGGACAGUCCGAGCAACACCCUGGACAGCACUAAGCCCCUGUCCCCUGGAGAGUUUGAUCCCACCAUUGACGUCUACGCCAUCAAGAGCAGUGAAAGUGCUCCUAGGAAAGAAGUUUACUUCAUGGCCAUCAUUGACAUCCUGCAACAUUACGAUGCCAAGAAGAAAGCCGCCCACGCCGCUAAGACGGUCAAGCAUGGAGCCGGAGCCGAAAUCUCAACAGUGAACCCCGAGCAGUACUCCAAGAGGUUUUAUGAUUUCAUCACCACUAUUCUGUCAUAGCCCCCGCGAGCACCAGGAAGUGCUUAGGCUGGGACGGACGGACGGACGGGCAGGGGUGGGGUCAGGGGGUGGAGACAAAUAAAUGAUGGAGGGAGAAUGCAGGUGCUGUCAUGUCCCCUUUACCCAUGACCUCGCCUCUCCCUGUUUGGCCUUCCUCUUACAGUGGGUGCCACGCCUUGCAGCAGCUAAAACAUUGUUCGUUUACAUUCAACCUCACCCUGAGUUUUACUUGGGUUUCCUUGGAUGAGGCAGUUGUCAAAAGUGUUGUUGUUUUUUUUCUCUCAAGUGUGUAAUUAGUCCUUUGUCUCGUCAUGUUGGUGGAAAUGUGGCUUUGAAAUUGGCUCGUACAGCUCGUCAUUUGUGUGUUUGUGUCAGACUCGCCCUUUCGAUGGCUAUCGGCUGGGCUCGGCUCGGCUCCGUUUUGGUGGAAGGGUGAGCUCGCAUGAUGUAGGAAACAAGUCUUCCACUAGGCGUUCAGCAGAAGCAACCACGAAAGCUUGUCCUUGCCGAUUGUUGUGUUGUUGAUGUCGCUCUUGCCAUAUUUGGAUACCGCGCUUCUCAUCCCGGGCAGUCAUUUUAAUUGUUAAGCGGACUGAAUAUGUUGGACUAAGGGACGCGAUGGGAACGCAGGCGUCAAAGUCAUUUCUGGGCUCUUGCCAUCAGCACCUUAUGUUAGGGAGGAAAAAAAAAAAUAGAAUGCACUUUUUUUGUUGUUACAGUCCACGACAAAACAUUUGACCGUUUAUUACAUUUGUUGCAACAACGAUGAAUAUUGUGUGGGGAAAAGCUGCAGGGACUCAACUCCGUUUGGAGAGCAACCACAAAAGUAUUAGAUUGGGAUGAGUGGAAAACACUUUUUUUCUCCAUACAGUAUGGACCAUAUUGCUGCCUCACACUUGUGGGAGCGGAAAUAAACAAGCUGCAUCCCUAAUUUCAAAGUCAGUGCAACUUUUUUAAGGAAGCUACUAAUCAUUGGUCUAGCAAUGCUUCCAGAUGCAAAAAUAUGGUGAUCUCGAAAUGUUUGACAUGGACUUCAUCUAAACAAUAUUUGACCCGUUUUGUUUGGAGAACAUCUUAAUGCUCAGUCUGUAGUUGCAAGAUGAAUGACAUCACUUCCUUAUUUUGCAUUCUAGUGGCAAAUAUGUUUAAUAACGGUGAGAGUCGCAGCCCCCUGUCCUUGUGUUAGUAACCACGUUUCUCUUUAGCUGGUAACUUUCUUGGAAAGUGUUUUUUGAGAGCUGAUACAGGAGCAUGUUUUCAGGGGCGGUCCCCAUUUGUGUUGGAGAUUUUUUUGUAUAUUUUGCACACAAGGAUAGGAACCAAAUGUUACGGACAACAACCCCAAUUAUUUGAUGCGGUCUUAAGAAGGGAAAUGCAAUAUAUAUGUGUGUGCGCGCGUGUGUUGAAGUGAGAAAAGUGGUUGUCGCGUGUAACGUGUAGUACUUCUGUAUAAUUAAAGCAAGUAACGUCGUCCUCUUUGACCUAUUUUAACCAGUGCAAAAAGUUUCCAUCACAAUAUGUUUGUGUAGAUAUGAGAUUAUAUUCACAUUUAUAUUUUUACAUUGGAUUUUAGUCAUGAAUAAUUGUAUUAAAAUCAAAAAAGUCACUCAAGUGGAUGAAUGACGGUGCUGUGGUAAAUGAAGAAUAAUUAUGCUUGAAUUUUUCAAAUGCUUACUCUGAUGUGCUUCAAAAAGUUGUUUAAAAAAAAAAAAAAAAUUGCAUGUCACAGGACUAAGUUUCCUUUACCCUCUAGUCAGUGUUGUUGUCUGUUGAGGUUAUUUUGGUGUCUCUACACCUUUUUUAAUGUGUGAGCUGUUUGACAUCAUAUAGUAGCCCACUAUGCUUUAACUGUUUUCAUUGUUACACUGUGCAAAAUGUGUGCCUUUAUACUCCGGAAAACGAUUUGGUUUUAUAUUUUGUAAUCUUUUUUUUAAUAAAUGUCAAAUGUUAUUUUGAUAAUAGGGUGUUUUACUUUGCUAUGUAUUGCAGCCCCCAUCCCUCCCGAUUGUAUGUUUAGACUUCAUGUUUUGAAUUGUAGAACCAUUUGGUUGGUGUUAAAACAAGCUGUGUUCACAUUUGAGAUUGUGCUCGAGUCCUAUUCAUCCUUGCAAUUGUCUCCCUGCCUUUUUACCUGUGUGGAUGUGCUAACUGGCACUUUUGAGGCUGUCAGCCAUCAUCACAUGUAUCUUUAUUGUGUGUUAUUUCUCACAUUGACCUAUAUAAUUUUUUUUGCUUCCACACGUUAUGUGUGUGGAUAUUCAAUUUUCAAAAACGUCCCACCAGCUUAUUAUCCAUAACCGUAACUUAUACAAUACUCUGUAAAAAGGGAGACUCACAUUUAAGUCUGUUUUUGGCCCUGGAGGCUUCCUUGUAAACAUGAAUGAAGUGGAAACAACAGUGUAUACUUGGAAAGAGUUCUUUUUUUGUAUUUUAUUUGUAUCAACGGUUAUCAAAAUGAGGGCAAUGCCAGAUUUCAGUAGAGUACUGCAUUUUAUUUUAUUAUUUUUUUUGCUUUUCAAUGCUCUCUAGCUGCCUACAACUUGCCAAAAGCAUUUUUUAACAAACCAAAUGAGAUGAGAUGGAAGGACAUAGUAAUGUGUCAAAUGUCUGACGGCUUAUGUAGUGAGGAAAGAACACUUUGUGUUUGAAUAUGAAAUGAAUUGUGUGGAGGUCAGGCAAGAGAGAGACCGAAAAUGUCCUGCAUUUGGCUUUUUGUGGACUGACAACAUCAGUAUCCCAAAAACAUACAACCAACUUUAUGAACAGAAAAAGGAGGUUCAGGCAUACACUUCUAUUAUUUGUUUGAGCGUUGCACGUGCGGUUGUGAGUGAGUGAGUGAUUGUGAUUGGUGCUGUUUGUGAAAGUUCAGUGGCAUUAUGCCCCCCCCCCCCCCAGAUGUUUAUUGUUCUUAACAUUUAAUGAUAAUGAAGUCCGCAUUCCACAAGCAUUCACUGAAAUCAAUUAAAGCACUUGUUCUGCUUGA
Messenger RNA from Syngnathus typhle (broad-nosed pipefish), 4318 nucleotides. It is a transcript of the gene pip4k2aa, whose product is annotated as phosphatidylinositol-5-phosphate 4-kinase, type II, alpha a. The transcript is spliced from 11 exons. NCBI's taxonomy places the organism in Eukaryota, Metazoa, Chordata, Actinopteri, Syngnathiformes, Syngnathidae. Gene Ontology annotation, biological process: phosphatidylinositol metabolic process. Gene Ontology annotation, molecular function: phosphatidylinositol kinase activity. The coding region runs from base 1 to 1335 and encodes 444 amino acids. The record is from RefSeq and is a predicted model, not a curated record.